This is a messenger RNA of Lineus longissimus, 659 nucleotides long. RefSeq lists its product as uncharacterized. Bases 41 to 493 code for a protein of 150 amino acids. The record is from RefSeq and is a predicted model, not a curated record. Lineage: Eukaryota; Metazoa; Nemertea; Pilidiophora; Heteronemertea; Lineidae. The transcript is spliced from 7 exons.
GAUUUGCCGUGAUUGACAAUGGGUCCGUUCAAAAUUAGCAAUGGGCCAGUUUAGCCUGGUUCCGAUGGUCAACGGGGUCUGUCCAGCAGGAACGAGGGUCCAUCCACUCUGGAAAAAUCUUUGUCAGAGAGAACUUUUGAUCCAUCUAACGCACAGAAUCCAAGGCAAGUGCCCACCAGGGACGGUAUCAUACGCGAAACGUAAAGGAACAUGUCUAAUCAAAAGCAUGGAGAUGUUCGAAAAAUCAGCUGUUAUUACCAUGAGAACCACCGACAUGAUUAGAGGAAGGUGUCCUACCGGCACGACCAAGUUCAAACACAGGAAAAGAACUUGCAUUAUAAAAAACUAUGCGGCAAUGUUGAGAAAUGCUGAAAAAUUGGUUUAUAAAGUCAACAAUAAGUGUCCUAAGGGCUAUCUAGAAUACAAGUUUAUGAGAAGUCUUUGUAUGCUAAAACACAGAUUUAGCAUGAUACACGCCAAAGCCAGGCGAUAGGUAACAGACAGAAAAUGAUGUCCGUCUUGGUACCAAAAGAAAAAAAUCGGGGAAAAUCUCCGUUGCUAGAGCAAGGCACAGAGACAAAAUGGAACCCACUUGAAGAGUGUCAUUGUAUAUUUUUUAUUUUAACGAUAAAUGAAAAUAAAAGGUAUUGUGAAACAAU